This is a messenger RNA of Aspergillus calidoustus, 528 nucleotides long. The record is from the annotation of a GenBank genome assembly. NCBI's taxonomy places the organism in Eukaryota, Fungi, Ascomycota, Eurotiomycetes, Eurotiales, Aspergillaceae.
AUGCUUGCGACAUCGAGCUUCUCUGAAUGCCACAGUUUACGAUCGAGCUCCUCAACAUCACUCGAGACCAUGGUAACCGAGAAACCAACGAUACUCCUCAUCCCAGGCGCCUGGCACCGAGGUAGCACCUUCGAGCCUGUCGCAAAGAUACUCCGAGAGCAGGGAUACGAGGCUGAGGCCAUCACUCUGCCUUCCGUCGGCGGACCGUCAUCGACCACUGCCUAUGAUGACGCUCGACACGUCCAGGAAACGUACCUUACCAGCCUGGUGGCGGAGGGCAAGGAAGUCAUCAUUGUCAUGCAUUCAUACGCGGGCAUCCCGGGCACGGAGUGCGUGAAAGGCUUCGCUCGCAAGGACCUUGCUGCGCAGGGCAAGCAUGGUGGGGUCGUCGGGCUUGUUUACAUUGCGGCAUUCCUGGUUCCGGCUGGAGCAAGCGUCGCGACAUUUUUGCCGGAUGGAUUGGAUUCUUUCAUGGCAUUGAAGGUUAGUCGAGCUCUUGCGACAAGGAUGGGGAUGCUGACCAUAUAG